AUGAGCUAUGGGCAGGAUGGCAACGAACCAAAACAGCUCGCUUUGAUCCCAGGCAAUGUUGUCGUUACCCCGAAUGACUACGGUCAAAACUUGGACCGCAUCAGACAGAUGAAGGAGUUCGUCGCGAAUUAUGAGGCCCACAACGAAGCAGGCUUGCGGAAGUACUAUAGUCAAGAGCAGGAACUGAAGAGACGUAUUGAAGAGGGUCGGGAAGCCGAGCGUCUGUUAUCUCGCAUACAAGGUGGAAGCCAAUCAACUCCGGUUGGAGUGGGUUCGUCCCUUGAUACGACCCCCGGGCCUAGCUAUGCAAGUAGCCCCAGUUUUGGUUACACAAAUGCCCAAUCUACGUACCAGGAAGCUUCUAGGAUUGUUGAGCUCCCCAGCUCCGGACAGCAGUCACCAGAUGCGGGCAGACAGCAGUCUAGUUCAACCACAUAUCAGGUUCCGUCAAGUGUGCCGCAUCAGCAACAACCGUACAUUGCCACUGGUAGCAGCGUUAAUAUUACCCAACCUGCCUACAAUUCUUGGGCCCAACAGCAGCAUGUCCAAGCACAGAACUGGUCACAGUUGGGGCAUCCUAAGCCCAACAACCCAAUGGAUGGAUGGGGACAAUUACCAGGAGAUAGUGACUCUGUGUUGUCUGGAUCUCACUCAAACCGACAUUCUACUUCACACCUUCAACUGCCUCGAAAUGUUGGGGGCCAUUCAUCAAGUACAACCAACAGAUUUGGUAGUGCUGAUUAUCCAUCUGCAUCUCACGCACAGUCCAUACCUCCAAGCAUAACAUCAACUCUGGAUGGCGCUUUGGGCGCUUCUUUCACAUCUGGACCUGCGGAAGGUGUGAAUCAUGCCAAGGUUACAUAUUCUUCAAGUUCAGUUAAGGCAGCCUCCGCACAACCUACGCCACUUAUUGGCACUGCAGCUACCCAGAAGGAUGCUGAAAUCUGUGGUAAUAUUGUCAAUGUUCUGAAGAAUCUUAGGCCUACCACCAUUCAGACUAUCAUUGCUCUUGUUAUCACUGUUUUGCAAGUGAAGCUGAAUGUGACUGCAGCACCUGAUCAUUCAACAGUGCAAAGCCAGUCUGCUGCGGAACAAGAGCAUAUACAGAAAGUCAGCAAGUAUGUUGUUAGUCAGUUACAAGGUCUGGAUCGCAAUGCAAUUAUACGGAUUCUUAUGACUGUAAAACACAACAUGCAGUCUUCUCAGCUACCACAGACCGGCCCUCAAGCAAUCCCUCAAGCUCCAUUACCACCAGUUUCUCGUCCUUCGCAGGUGCCCACAUCUUCCCAGUUAACACACAUUCCAACCUCGACGUCGGCACCGCAUUCGCACCCGCCGGCUUCAUCCACUCCGCCCGUUACAGCGCCGUUGGCAGGUGGAGGACAACAAAGCGAAGGUCAAUAUGUGACAGCAUCACAGAUAGGGCUCAGUUGGAAUAAACAAUCGAAGCUCCCCCCUCCAGAACAUGACCGCAGAGGUGAUUCGCUUGAUCGCCGGCAUUUACUGCCGCGGCAGAUCUACGCUAAUGGAAUCGCAAACACUUCUCUUGUGCAAGCCGGAACCAGCACUGCUUCUGCACAACCGGGUUUACAACCGCCAGUGAAAUCCGUCGUGUCUCAGCCUGUCGCUAUCGCAUCAGGCUCGUCUGUACUUGUGAACGUGGCGCCAAACCCGUCUCCGUUUAUAGUCUUUCCAGAGCCUCAGACACCCCCUCGUCCUGCAGAGCGGCCACACAGCCCGUGGACACCUGCGAAAGCCGACAAGGGGCGGCUUGCGCAGGAUAUUAUACGAUCACUUGGCCGUCCGACGGGUUCGCCGUCUGUACCGCUGGUGAGGACGCAUUCGGAUGCUCAUGCAAAGGCAAAGAGAAAGAGGGCCACGGAUUCGCCGGAGACUCUCAAGAAGCAGAAAACGAGGGAGCCGAUGGAUGUCGACGGUGAAAUCAUAACCAUCGGUGCGGUAGAGAGUCAACGGAAAGAGAUGCAAAAUUCGAAUACAGGUGCUCAGCUGGAAGACGCGGGCGUGCAGCAGCAGCAGCAGCGUCAAGGGCAAAGCGCGCACAAUUUGGAGCUUGCGAAGGUGGUGGUCGCUGCCGUGGAACAUACUCCUCCGGAGUCUGUCGCUUCGCAACCGCCAUCCUCCAAGACGACAUCGCCAGGCCCGUCUUUGGAAAAAGCACCGCUUCGUACCCCGGAAAUCCCUCAGUCCGGUCAUGAACCAUCUGUGCAACCCAGUCUAGCAUCCCCUGCGCCUUCGUUCGGGAUCUCACAUCCGGAUGCAGAACCAGCACUUUCCCAGCCCGCACCAAAGGUCGACGUGAUUGAAAUUUUCGACAGUGAUGAGGACGACACCUCCUCAGCAAUCGCUCGUACGGGUCAAGCAGACUCAGGUCUGUCCCAAAUGCCUCUGUUCCUCCCCUCUCCCUCGAGUUCUGUCGGGGCUCAAGAUGACGAGCUGGCGGGUGCACCAGAACAAGGCACGGUUGACGCCGAUGGUGACUUCAACAUGGGUUCAGGAUCAUUCGUGUUGAAUACGAGCCUACUGGGGCCGGCUUCCAGCUCUAGACCAGACAAAGGCAAAGGACGAGCUCUAUCGAUAGACAUUGAUGCCAUCGACCUCACUCCGACUCCUCCAAAGAGGCUGGUCAAGAGAGCGAAGCCUCGUGUCUCCGAGGACGUCUACGUUCUUGUGCCCCCGCUCCCGACAUGGGCGAAGCGAAUGAAUGCCAGCAUCGAAGCUCGUGCUCCUCAGGCCGCGGGAUCCGAGACAGAUGAGCUGGCUGGCGAUGAUGAGAAUGAGGAAGAGCGGAGGAGGGAAGAGGCAAUGCGUCAGGAUGCUGUUCGACUCUCAUACACCAGGUUGCGCAAGGCUCCGUGUCGGUGGAGGAAUUGUGACGCAUUGUUGAACUCCGCCCAACGCCUUGACAAGCAUCUAGCGAUGCAUGUAGAAGAACAAGACGGCAAGGGAGCUUUGGUGUGUGACUGGCAGGAGUGCGCUCGCAAGUUCACCAGCAAGACAGCGUUUCUGCACCAUAUCUCCAGACAUGCUUCGACUUCCCUUUUCUGUGCCUACGAAGGCUGUAAUCGUUCCUUCACGACACCCAGAGAGCUCUUUGGUCACCACAACGGUCAUAUGCAUAGAUGGCAGAAUAUCAGAGCGACACCGAUGCCCUUCCAGCAUGUCGACGUGAAUCUUCCGCCUCUACCAGAAACGCUUCCAGCUUACAUGUCGCUCCCGAGGCGUGUCACCAGACAUCCAAUAUCCAAGGAGCUUCACAAUUGGCUGGGUCCACGUGUUUUGGCGAAUAUUUCCUUCUUCUACUGCCCUGGACUCAGAUCUCAUCACAGCACGCCGUCGCGCGGGUCUCGUCGUAUAGCUGAGAAGCUCGCGGCCGUGGAAAAGGAGAGCACAGAUCCUUCCGUUAUUCUGGAGCUCAUGCGGCGCAUGACGCACGACGAAUACGACCUCAUCGCUCAAGAAACAACGCAGAAGGCAUCCAAGCGCUGUGAUGACAUACCUUCGAGCGAGGUCACUCGACUGUGCGAUGAUGGCCUCGUGCUAUGGCCGUCCGCUGACGAGCAGCGGGAGGCGAGCGCUGAGGCCGAAGCAAAGGACGAGGAAGAGGAUCAGCUGCCUCUGGAAUCCGGACAUAACAGCCCUCCUGAGCCCGUGGACGGCGAAGGAGCGGUACGUGCAGAUCAGGCUGUAGCCGCUGGGAGCGCUGCGGGGGUUGCUAGUGGCGUGGAGGGUCCGGACGAGGUGCACGAUGGGACUAAGGACGUUGCCGACGACGUUUUGAUGCACGAUGCCAGUGAUGAUCCAGAAGUGCAUCAAGAUGGCGACGAGCAGUCUCAGCCGGAGUGGACCGCCGUGCAGAGCAAUGGAGACGACGAGGUUGCAGUAGAAUCUCUUUUGGCGUAA
This is a messenger RNA of Sparassis crispa, 3921 nucleotides long. RefSeq lists its product as hypothetical. Lineage: Eukaryota; Fungi; Basidiomycota; Agaricomycetes; Polyporales; Sparassidaceae. The transcript has 13 exons. The record is from RefSeq and is a predicted model, not a curated record. Bases 1 to 3921 code for a protein of 1306 amino acids.